AUGAGAGCCGUUCUACAAAGGGUGACCGGAGCAUGCGUCCAUGUCGACGGCAAGCUCGUCUCGACGAUUGGACCGGGUGUAGUUGCGUUGAUAGGCAUCGAGACCGAGGAUGAGGCGAGCGUUGCGCCCAAGCUCGGCGAAAAGAUACUGUCAUUGCGGAUGUGGAACCAAGGCGCCAAGGCGUGGGACAUCACGACUCCGUCUCACUAUCCAGCAAGUAGCACGAGGGCCGUCGCGCCUGCUGCUACUGCUGCCCCAACCUCAAGCUCCUCAACAGACAUCGCCGAGCGUGGCCCCGUCAACGAGAGAGCAGAAGCCGUGUGGGGAGGCAAGCCCUGGAGCUCGAGCGUCGUGGAGCUGGAGGGUGAACUGCUCUGCAUCUCGCAGUUCACGCUACACGCACGUACGGCAAAGGGCACUCGACCAGACUUUCACAAAUCAAUGGGAGGCGACAAGGCCCGUGAGAUUUAUGAGGCACUGCUCAAGCAUAUGCGCCAGAUGUACAAGGAGGACCGGAUCAAGGAUGGAGCUUUCGGGGAGAUGAUGGACGUCUCCCUUAGCAACGAUGGCCCCGUCACCCUGAUUAUCGACACGGCGGACAAGAGAAAGUAG
Jaminaea rosea is the source of this 612-nucleotide messenger RNA. RefSeq lists its product as hypothetical. The transcript is spliced from 6 exons. Gene Ontology annotation, cellular component: cytoplasm. The coding region runs from base 1 to 612 and encodes 203 amino acids. Gene Ontology annotation, biological process: tRNA metabolic process. Gene Ontology annotation, molecular function: D-tyrosyl-tRNA(Tyr) deacylase activity. NCBI's taxonomy places the organism in Eukaryota, Fungi, Basidiomycota, Exobasidiomycetes, Microstromatales. The record is from RefSeq and is a predicted model, not a curated record.